Messenger RNA from Fraxinus pennsylvanica, 597 nucleotides. Lineage: Eukaryota; Viridiplantae; Streptophyta; Magnoliopsida; Lamiales; Oleaceae. The record is from the annotation of a GenBank genome assembly.
AUGUCAGGAAAUUCAACGCGUUCUGGAUCAUUCAUGAGGAUACUUCAGCAUCAGCCUCAAGAAGUAGAUGAAAAAUGGUGGUUGCCGGUUCCUUGUGUUCCUUCUACUGGCCCAUCUGAGAAAUCAAUGAAACAUUUGUUCCAAAAGCGCGAUUGUGCCUACCAAAUUCACAAAGUUUCACUGUCCAUCAAUAAUAGCAUUCUUGCUGAAAUGGAGAUACCCGAAUCAUACCUUGCAACUCUGCCUAAGAAUGGAAAAGCAAGUGUGGGAGAUAAUAUUUACCGCUACAUGUAUACCACAGUAAAAUUUUCCCCGGGUUGUCUUCUUGAUUCUCUUGAUAUAGGCUCUGAACAUGAGGCACUUGAGUUUGCAGACAAGCCCGAUGGAAGAAGAUUGGCAGAUAUCAUCAAACCUGGGUGCGUAAACACCGACCCCAACUUCUCCAACAAGCUUAGGGGAACAGACAUCAGCUACCCAGGUGGCCUAUGGUUAGAUCCACACGGAUGGGAAUCCGGCUAUCUAGAAAAUAUCAAGGAGUCGAGGACAAAAGAGAUCAAGAAUGGAAGAUUGUCCAUGGUAGCCGUGAUGAGCGCAUGA